AACCUAUAUUUUCUCAGUUCAGUCUUUCUCGGAUUUUUCAUUGACUGUAGACUCGUCACAAUGAGCGGCACAUAUACUCUUGUGCUGUGGGGGCACCUUUUAAGUACGGCUCUGAUUUUAAAGUUGAUUAACUUUAUUUUCCCGUCCUUGACAAUAUUCAUAUGUUCGUGCGUUUCUUCUUACAUUUUAUGGAUAUGUUUUGCUGCUCUCACAUUUCAAUUCACGAAAGGAAAAUUCUUAAACGAGCGAGUUGAAGCUGGAAAUAAAGCUGUUCUCAUAACAGGAUGCGAUUCAGGAUUCGGAAAUAUGCUCGCCAAGCGUCUUGAUUCGAAGGGGUUUCAUGUAUUCGCUUCAUGUUUGAACCCGGAAAGUGAAGGUGCGUCGAAACUAAAGGCAAAUUGUUCCAACCGCCUGCAUAUAUUACCUCUGGACGUCACAAAGAACGAAAGUGUGGAGAAAGCUGUUGAAUACGUGAAAGCAAAUCUUGGUUCAUCUGAAUUAUGGGCCAUUGUCAACAAUGCCGGAAUUUUCAAAGGACUUUCUGUGGAGAUGUGUACGCUGGACGACUUUAAAGAUGUGUACGAUGUCAACCUGAUGGGGGUGGUAAGAGUCACCAAAGCAUUUCUCCCUCUACUCAAGAAAUCAAAGGGAAGGAUUGUGAACGUUACGAGCCAUGGGGGUAAAGUUGCUCUCCCGUUUUUCGCAGCUUACUUAUCUAGUAAAUUUGCCGCAAUUGGUCUAAGUGACUGUUUGAGGCAUGAAAUCGGUAUGGAAGGAAUUUCUGUGGUGUCCAUUGAACCAGAAAUAUUUUACACCCCAUUCAUAUAUGAAAGCACUAAAGAUCAGCUGAAUUCGAUGGGAAGCCAAGGCAGUUCAAUCGAAGAUGACCACGGCGAAGACUUCAAAAAAUCAUUGAAAGAUCUUGGAAACGUCUUUAUGUCUUUUGCAUGUCGUGACACAAGCAUUGUUAUUGAUGACUUGGAAGCAGCAGUCAGUUUGGUACACCCAGAUCAUACCUAUAAGCCAAGAAGGCAUGCACUCUGCCGCUUCUUAUAUUUCUGUCACGAAAAGAUGCCAAAAAGUUUUAAAAUCUUAUUUUUUAAAAUAGUUUUAUUUAUUUUCUUCUCAGACUCUAAAAUACUUAAAAAUAUAGUCAUGAAAAUAAUAUCUAUAAUAUUAAAAUAAUCUUUUCAGAAGAUAAACUACUAAUAUAUUAGAAACAAAAACAGACAUCUUUUUUUCGUAACAUUUUUAACAGAGCGAGAAUAAGACAUGUAGGGACUCUUAGAAAUGCAAACCUCGAGGCCCCCUUUUCUCCUUCCAGCUGCUAAAAGCAGGAAUUUUUUUAGUUGAUUUUAAUUUCAAUUUCUAUCUAUGCAGUUUGAAGAAGGAAGAGUUUAUAUACUGAUACAUAUUUAUUUAAUUUCAGGGAAUUUCUAAAGUAAAAAAAACAGUUGUAAAAAGUAUUUAAUUAAGAUUAUUUUGGGAAUAAUGCUACAAACUUUAAAGAAAUAUUAAAAAGAUUAUAUUUUAAUUUUAUUUCAACAAGUUCGAGUGUAUGGCCUUUGUAAAUUGAGUGGAAACAUUAUAUUAAAUUGCUGCAAAAACGCCAUAAAAAAUCUAGAGACCUCAGGAUCCAAGAACAUAGGCAGCUGCAUACUUAGCCUAUUUAUUAAGUCGACAAUAGAUUUAAAAUAAAAAUAACUAAUAUGGGGUUUUCCUUUUUUUCUAUUUUUUUUCUCAAAAUCUAAAAUGUUUCAAAAAUUUUGUGAUGCAAAUCUAUAUACUAAGUACUAAUAAAAUUUAAUCAGAAAAUAUCAAUUAUCUUAUGAAAAUAAAAUCUAAUUACCUGA
Molecule: messenger RNA, 1853 nt
Organism: Argiope bruennichi
Lineage: Eukaryota; Metazoa; Arthropoda; Arachnida; Araneae; Araneidae
Product: retinol dehydrogenase 7-like
Exons: 5
Coding region: 61-1185 (374 amino acids)
Source: RefSeq, a predicted model, not a curated record